Ochlerotatus camptorhynchus is the source of this 562-nucleotide messenger RNA. Its product is annotated as adult cuticle protein 1-like. The coding region runs from base 75 to 458 and encodes 127 amino acids. The transcript has 2 exons. The record is from RefSeq and is a predicted model, not a curated record. Lineage: Eukaryota; Metazoa; Arthropoda; Insecta; Diptera; Culicidae.
UCUGGAAGCAUAACACAUCAGUCUUUAGAACUGUUACAUUCUACCUCUCCGCAAACCCUCCAAAACCAACAAUCAUGAAGUGCAUCGCAGCUGUAGUCAUGAUGGCCCUGGCCCUCGCCGCCGCCGAAGCAUCCUGGGCUCCGUUGGCCUAUUCCGCCUAUUCCGCCUAUUCACCGCUAGCCUACAGCGUUCCACAUGGCACCAUUGUUCAGCAGAAUCUGGGAGCCCCACUGGCGUACUCUGCCUAUGGGGGUGCAUAUGCUCCAGCCGUGACCUAUGCUGCCCACGCUUCCGUUGUCCCAACUGCCUACGCAUACCAACCGGCCGUGGCCGUCUAUGCCCAAAAGGAGGCUCGCUACCUGGCUGCCAACCGAGGUGCCGUCCAUGAUGCUCCACUUCCGGGACAUACCGUUUCCCAGCAGUCACUGAAUCUGGAACCCGCUGUGGGAACUCUGUAAAUUCUGAGCUGCGCAGAAGUUACCUGAAUUUGAUAUCGUUUGAGGAUUUUUACAUUUUUGUGCUACCUGAUGAGAGUAUGUUAAUAAAGUGAAGAUUUGAUGUG